AUGAAAAAGAUUGAGAUGAGAUUAUGUGUUAUAUUGUAUCAAAGCCUGGCGCCUGGGUAUUUAAUAUAUUUUUUAAAAAAAAAAGGAAAAACUAAAACAAGCAACAUGAAAUUGAUUUUGGGAAUAAUUUUAACUAUUUUCGUUUUGGUUACAAUGAUUGGUGCUGAAAAGCCAGCUGCUUGUCUGCAACCUCACUCAAAAGAUGGUGAUGCAAUUAAGAGAUGCAGAGCAUUUUUUAGAUCGUGGACUUAUAAUGCAGAAGAAGGAAAGUGCAUCGAAUUCGGUUAUGGAGGAUGUGGUGGAAAUGAGAACCGUUUCCACUCUCUAAAGGCAUGUGAAGAUCUUUGUGUAAACUAAACAAUAUAAUUUGUUUAUUUUAUUUGUUAAUAAUAAAUAAAUUGGAACUUUUGUUUAA
Molecule: messenger RNA, 415 nt
Organism: Eupeodes corollae
Lineage: Eukaryota; Metazoa; Arthropoda; Insecta; Diptera; Syrphidae
Product: male accessory gland serine protease inhibitor-like
Exons: 3
Coding region: 1-357 (118 amino acids)
Molecular function (GO): serine-type endopeptidase inhibitor activity
Source: RefSeq, a predicted model, not a curated record